UUAGAUCGUUGCGCACGAUGUCGCUCGUGGCCGAUGGUAAAUACUCGGUGGAAAAGCGCCCGGCGAGCUACGAAAAGUACGAGUUUACCCUACCGGAACUGUAUCGCAACCUGGCGAAGAAGGAACUCCGCGAGGAUGACGAUAUUCGCGAGCAAUCGUUGGAUCAGAUGCGCGAAUGGAUCGCCAAACAUCCGUACAUACGCAAGUGUCGUACGGAUUCGUCCUUUCUGUUGCGUUUCCUGCGUUUCCGGAAGUACUCGGUUCCGGCGGCAUGCGAAGCGCUCGAGCGAUACCUGGCCAUGCGAGAAACGUUUCCCACGUGGUUCAAGAACCUGGACUGCAACGAGCCGAGGAUGCGAGAGUUGCUCGAGGAUGGUGUGUGCUUCCGGGUUGGCCAGGACAGCGACGGCCGCACGGUGAUUCUGUUUUCGGUCCGCAACAUGAACGUGGAUAAAUUCGAUCCCCUGGACCAGGGUCGAUUCGUGGCGCUGGUGAUCGAGGCACUGCUAGAGCUGGAAGAAGUCCAGAUCGGUGGGUUUCGUGUGAUGGUAAACUUCACGGACACGGUACUGAAACACUACGGGGUUUGGGGUGUCACGGACAUGAAGAUCUUCAUGGAUGCCAUCAACCGCUCGUACCCGAUCCGGAUACGCGAGGUGCACGGUGCAAAGCUCCCGAAGUUUGCCGUCUCCAUCCUGAACCUGUUGCUCACGUUCGCCAGUCCGAAGCUGAAGGAGCGGAUCAUUUGUCACAAAACGGUCCUGGAAAUGAAGAGCAAAUUCGAUGCCUCGGUGCUGCCGACGGAGUUUGGUGGGGAAGUUGAUCUGGGCGAAAUCAACCGCAAGUUUCUUAAACACCUCGAGGAUCGACGGAGCGUGAUAAUGGCGCUCGAUGAGCUGGACAUCGAUACCGCGCACUACUCGGCGCUCUGGAGCCAGAGCCACGUGGUCGAAAAUGAGGUUGAAGGUGGAGUGGCGGGCAGUUUUCGGAAGCUGAACGUUGAUUAGAU
This is a messenger RNA of Anopheles bellator, 1009 nucleotides long. Its product is annotated as clavesin-2-like. NCBI's taxonomy places the organism in Eukaryota, Metazoa, Arthropoda, Insecta, Diptera, Culicidae. The record is from RefSeq and is a predicted model, not a curated record. Gene Ontology annotation, cellular component: membrane. Gene Ontology annotation, molecular function: phosphatidylinositol bisphosphate binding. The transcript has 2 exons. Bases 18 to 1007 code for a protein of 329 amino acids.